Messenger RNA from Spirometra erinaceieuropaei, 9898 nucleotides. The record is from the annotation of a GenBank genome assembly. Lineage: Eukaryota; Metazoa; Platyhelminthes; Cestoda; Diphyllobothriidea; Diphyllobothriidae.
AUGUUCAAGCAACUUUUCCUCCAACGGUUGCCUCCUUCUGCGCAAGCCAUCCUGGCGCCCAACAUUCCUUCAUCGACUGUUCAGAUGCUCGCGGAGACUGCUGACCGUAUACUCGAGUACUACCAGCCUCCUGUUACGGUUAACGUCGCUAGUCGAAGCACAACUGCCCCCACAAUCGAGGAUGUCGUCAAACGCCUAGAUGCCCUCACUCUCGAAGUUUCCCAGCUCCGGGCCACUCGUGUCUAUAACCCUCGUAGUCCUGCAAUUUCUCGCCGCUGAGAUCUCUCACUCCAAACAAACCUACAGUUGAUGGUUUCUGUUUGUAUCAGCACAAUUAUGGUUCUAACGCCCAUCGCUGCCACUCUCCGUGCAAAUAUAAAACACCCGCGUCGGAAAACUCCCCUGCCGGCCAGUAAGGGCGACGAACGUGGUCGGCACAUCCUCUCCCAGUCGCUUACUCCACAUCUAUGACAGAACUUCCUGUCGUAAUUUUCUCGCGGAUACUGGUGCGGAGAUCAGUCUAAUCCCACCCACCUUGACUGACCGUAAGUAACAUAAUUCUUCAUUUUUCCUCCAAGCAGCUAACAAUACUUCUAUUAAAACUUUUGGUCAACGAUCCCUAACACUAGAUUUGAGUCUAAGACGUUCAUUUCGUUGGCUAUUUGCUAUCGCUGUUGUCCAUACUGCCAUUCUUGGCGCAGAUUUUAUAUCCUUUUUCGGUCUCCUCGUUGACAUUAAGUCCCAUAAGUUAUUUGAUCCUAAAAAUUUUUACAUUGUAAUUGUUCCACUCGUACCCUUUCAUCACCUUAUCCACGCAUUUCCACAAUCCCUUCGUCUACUCCCUCUCAUCGUUUACUUUCGGAAUUUCCAUCUAUCACACGACCUUCACAAUUUAACCAACCUAUCAAGCAUUCUGUUGUCUAUUAUAUUUCAACUACUGGACCACCCGUGUUUAGCCAUCCCCGUAGUUUAGCCGCUGAUAAAUUAGCCAUAACCAAGGCUGAAUUCAGUCACAUGAUGGAGCUAGGUAUAGUUAGGCCUUCCACUAGUCCAUGGGCUGCACCUCUACAUAUGGGUUGCAAAUUGUCUCUCGUUGACUGGCGCCCAUGCGGGGAUUACCGACGGUUUAACACCUCCACAGUGCCCGACAGGUACCCACUUCCCCAUCACCACGACUUUUUAUCUAGCCUAGCUGGAGCGACAACAUUUGCCAACAUUAACUUGGUCAAAGCCUUCCAUCAGAUACCCGUUGCUCCGGAAGACAUUGUCAAAACGGCGAUUACAACACCGUUCGGUCUGUUCGAGUUUGUCAGGAUGCCUUUUGGGCUUCGCAACUCCGCCCAAACUUUUCAACGUUUCAUCAACGAAGCCCUCCGCGAUCUACCUUUCGUUUUUGUCUACGUCGACGAUGGCCUGGUAGCAAGUUCUAGUGAACACGAGCACCUACAACAUUUGCGUCUCAUUUUUAAACGAUUGAGCCAAUCUGGCGAUUUAAUUAAUGUUUCUAAAUGCGUUUUUGGCGCACAGUCGCUGUUUUUCCUAGGACAUCGCGUAGAUGCUUCUGGUUGUCAUCCCAUAGAUGCCAAAGUUUCAGCUAUUCGCGAUUUCCCUACUCCCACUUCUUUUCAACAACUGCGCCGUUUUAUAGGCCUUGUCAAUUUCUAUCGACGUUUCAUCCUUCCUGUGCUCAAUUAAUGCUACCACUUACUAAUCUUUUACGUUGGAACAACCGUGAGUUUUCUUUUCUUGACACAGCUGUAGAGGCUUUCCAUCGUGCGAGGAAGGCUCUUACGGAUACAACUGUCCUUGUUCACCCUAUACCUGAUGCCCCACUUUUCAUCGUGGCCGACGCCUCUAAUUUCGCUAUAGGUGCUGCCCUUCAGCAACAGACGCCCACUGGCACCCAACACUUGGCUUUCUACUCCGCCAAAUGGACACCCCCAAAAACUCGCUACAGCACUUUUGGUAGAGAACUACUUGCAAUUUAUUUAGCCAUUAACCAUUUUCGUAAUUAUUUUGAGGGCCGAGAUUUUUGUAUUUAUACUGACCACAAGCCUCUUACUUAUGCCCUUUCUACUUCUUCUGAAAAGUAUUCACCCCGCGAGGCCCGCCAUCUCGAUUUUAUUUCUCAGUAUACCACCGAAAUUCGAUUUCUUUAAGGUCUUUAUAAUCAAGUUGCUGACUGUCUUUAUCGGCCUGGCAGUAAUGCCAUCACCCGCCCUUCCAUCGAUUUGGAGCGCAUGGCAGAACUGCAAUAUCAGCCGACUUUCAGUGAGAGCCUUCAACACACUAGUCUUCAACUCGAAGCCAUUCCUCUUUCCACCACCCCCGGUACAAUCUUGUGUGACGUAUCGCGCGGUGCCUACCGCCCCGUAGUGCCAAACGAGAUGAGACGAGAUGUUUUUGCCGCGUUGCACAAUCUAGCUCACCCUGGCAUCCGCACUACACAGCGCCUAGUCAGCGAGCGGUUCGUUUGGCCAAGCAUGAACACUGAUAUCCGCCAGUGGACCCGUUCAUGUUUGGCCUGUCAGAAGGCCAAAGUCGGACGGCACAACAAAGCCCCCAUUGGCACUUUUCUCGCACCCGACGCACGUUUUUCGCAUGUCCAUAUCGAUCUGGUAGGUCCCUUUCCAACAUCUCGUGGUUGCAACUACUUACUUACUGCGAUUGACCGAUUUACCCGUUGGCCCAUUGCAACUCCCAUACCUAACAUAACUGCCGAUACCGUUGCUCAUGAUUUUUUGGAACACUGGAUCUCUCAUUAUGGCGUCCCCUCAACUAUUACCGCCGAUCGAGGCAAACAAUUCGAGUCUAGACUUUUUGACAGCCUUAUCGAUCUUUUCGGAUGUUCUCGCAUAUGCACGACAGCAUACAACUCCUCAUCCAACGGCUUAGUCGAGCGUUUCCACCGGCAACUCAAAGCCUCGCUCCGAGCUCAUGAAAACCCUUCCCAUUGGAGCGAGCCUCUGCCUUUUGUCAUGCUCGGUAUCCGUACCGCACUUAAGUCCGACUUGGAGUGUUCCGCUGCCGAACUUGUCUACGGUACCACCCUACGGAUUCCCGGGGAUUUUUAUGGGCACUCUCAAAGCUCGGGCAACUUGGAUCCCAGCGAUUAUGUGCAAAGAUUGCGUCAAGCCAUGACUCAUCUUCGAGCCACUCCUCCACGUCCUUCAACAAGUAAGUCGUACGUCGACACGAACUUACUAACAUGCUCUGUCGUAUUUGUCCGCGUAGAUAGCGUUCGCCGGCCACUACAACAGCCAUAGGACGGCCCAUUUCGAGUGCUAUCGCGCAAGUACAAGCAAUUUACAAUUGACCGCGGAGGCCGCACCGACGUGGUCUCAAUCGAUCGCUUGAAGGCGGCUUAUACCGAGCCUUUUCCAACUUCUCCAACCGAAAAACCUCCACUUGGCACAUUGCGAAUUGCUAUUUCCCAGACUCCAUUUACGCCCAAUAACCCCGCGUUUUCCCUUAUCCAACAGACUCCUUCCCUUACGCGCAGCGGUCGUCAUGUCCGUUUUCCCGACCGUUACCAACAUGUACAAUAUGCAUAACACUCCCACAUUUUCCUUCUAUUAACAAUAAUUUUUUUAAAACUCCGUCUCCUAGAAGGGGAGUAUUGUAGUGACAUUUAAUUCCGUUUUGUUUUAAUCAAUUACAAUACGCUUUGACACAACUUUGAAGGAGAUAAAGAACACGCACGUGCACGUUUACCUGUUGACGACUUUGCUCUUAGUUACUAGUUUGUAACUGUUGGGAUACUGCUAUUUUCCUUGCCUGGAUAGCCUACUCGCUGUGCCCAACGAGUGGGUUUGUCUCUUACAAUGUCAUCGGUAAACAUUGCGACAUCGCAAUCCAGUUCGUUUCCGCAGACAUUGGCAUAUACGAGGAACAUUGUAAGGCCAAGAACAGAGCCUUGGGUAACACCACUGCGAACGGGAACCUCGGCAGAUUGCUGGUUACUGACGUGGACGGCUUGAAAGCGGCCGAGUAAAAAGCUUCGAAUCCACAUCAGAAACUUACCUCGCACUCCUGCAUGGCUGAGUUUGUAUAGAAGGCGGUGGUGAGGAACACUAUCGAAGGCCCUGUUAGAGUCGAUAUAGAUGGCAUGCACCAUAUCUCCUCUCUCAACAGCCCUAGUCCUGUGUUCCAGACAGUAGAGCAAGUUUGCACACAGGAUCGGCUUUUGUGGAAUCCAUGCUGGGAAUCGGAAAGCGAAUGUUUGAGUUGUUCACCAUGAUCUAACAGCAAAUGGAGGUGAGGCUGACAGGUAUGGAAUUGUUCGCUGAGGCCCGACUUCCGCCCUUGUACAGCAGCGUAAUCCCCGCUGACUUCCAGUCGGGUGGCAGCUAUCCGGCCUCGAAGGAUGUAUGGGAAGGCAUGGAGAGUGGCGUAGUCACCUAGUCGGCGACCUCCUUCAAAAUCUUCGCCGGAAUGUCAUGGGGACCUGAUGAUUUGGAUUCCUUUAGCCCCAGCAACUCUGUCAGAAGCAUACCCUCAGUGAACUGAACGGUCUCCAUAAUUGUGGUGUUUCCGAAGAAUUGAGGGGCCGAAGGAUUGAAUCCUGUUUCGCUUUUAAAAACAGACCGCAAAAAUUCUGGAAGGGAUCAGCUUUCGCUCUGUUUUCAGUGGGAUGUUGACCUUCAGAAGUGGUUAGCAGUGGUAUUGGGUCCUUGUACCGCGUGCACUGCCUUAUGUAACCGUAGAAUAAUUUAGGGUUCUUCGCUGCACGGUUAAGUAGAUCCGUUUGGAUGCCCUUCUAGUUUUGAGGAUACGGCCCUUGACUCGAUUUCCUUGAAUUUUGUACGCGCAUAUAGUGGUAGGGCUCCUGUCAGAAAGCGACUUUUUCCACAGCCUUCGUUUUUUAUUCACUUCAUUCUUCAAGGCUUGCGUAAGCCAUCGAGGACUGUUAGUUGACGUUUUCAGUGAAAGCGGACAGUGGGUUGCGAUCAACUCCUGCAGAAUUUCUCGGAACCGUUGCCAAUCUUCGGGUAUGCUUCCAACAAAUACGGACUCCUAAUCAAUGCGUGAAAUUUCAGGCAUCAUUUGGUCGAAACCCAAGCGCUAAAGGUUUUUUCUAACUGUCACGGGUUUUUCGGGCAUGGAAAAACCGAGUCAUCCCAUAUAAGAACGACGUGGUCACAUUUACCUAAGGGGGUAGGCAUGACAUCUCAUCAAUGCUGUCCUAUGAUUUCGUAAGAACAAGACCAAGGCAGUUGGCCUGUUUGCCCUUCGCGUACUCUAGUUGGUAACAAGACACGUUGAGUGAGAAAUAACUUCAGUGGCGUGUUCACAAAAACUUCUAUCGAAGGUCUGUUCUGAGCUUUUUGCAUGGGUCGAGCUCCAGUCAAUAUGGGGCACGCUAAAGUCGUCCAUAUCCGGCCGCGUAGCGAACCUUUCGAGCUACUCUAGCAGGCGAGCGUCGGUCAUGUUGUCCCGUCUCGGUGGUCGAUAAACUGUCAGGACCUUGAGGCUAGACGAGCCCGGCAUUUUAAUAGACAGCCGGAUUGCCUCCGAAGUACUUAUCGGUCUUGUCUGAUACAUUUAGCCCAUUUUCACAUACGUGAUCACACUUCCUCCCUGACGCCCUUCCACAUCCCUUCUAAACAUCUGGUAACGAGGCAAGGCCAACUCACGGUCGUCCACGUGUUGGUUCAACCAGGUUUCUGUUAAAAGUAUUUUGUCAAGGGAUAGAUCGCAGAGGUGAAUCUUCAUCUCGCCGAACUUUUACAGCAAACUCUGGACGUUGGUGUACAAUAAUUUGAAUUUUGGGCUGAUGGAAGAUGUGGUUACAUUUUGGUUAGCGCUUCACUUAAUAUGCUGGCUGCGCGGUCACUAUGCACUAUGAUUAUUUAAUAUCCCUCAGACUGUCUCACAUAGGAAUUCGCAAAGAAUUCGUUAAAACGAAUAUGUUUGAUUCGACUUCACUAUAUCUUUUUCCCCAAAUAUCUGGGCCACUCAUCUUGCUCGGGUAUUGGGCGAGAAUGAUGUAUACAUUGGUGUGGCCAAGCUGUCUCGGGAACCUUCCAAACAACAAGGGUUUGCAUAUCAUUCUAUACUAACCAUAUUUUACGCGGAGAAGGCAAGGAUGGGCUGCCACCUCAGACCGCCUCAAUUUGCAUCUACUCAUUCGCUUGCUUCUGUAGAGCAGGUUAUAUUAGUCGGACAAGUCGGCGGCUUUCCAAAAGAAUAGGAGAUCUCCUUCCCGCAUGACUCGCAAAGGGUGAAACUAGUCGAAUAGACAGCGCCAUCCUUGCGUUUUGCAGUGGACGCAGGGCAUCUUGUGGACCCCACUGAAGCAGCUCGUGUGCUUUACAAGGUCCCCUCAAGCUACUCAAGGUUACUGGGCCAGCACCUGUUAGCAGCAGCAGAAGCGGCCGCCAUACGGUUAUACAAACCGACCCUAUGUGCCCAAAAUAUAUUUGUUCAGGCUCCGCGCUUAUCGUGGUCAAAGGCUGCCUAACCACAUACAACGUUCUGUACCAUGCUGCUCUUGCCUAGUCUGUAAUUUUAAACCUAACUUUUAUCAAUUUUUGUUUCACUCGCUGUUCCCGGCCUAUGCAACUGCAUUGGCCUGAUGAGAAUUUAACGAAAGGAACGUUCGCUCGGAACUGUCUCUUCUAAACAUAAUUAUGGGGAUUUUCACAACUUUAUAGUCUGAACUGUCGAUUUGUACGCUACAUUAACCUCGGAUAACACAGGCACUUUAGCACUUUAGUGGGUGGGAUUGCCAAGUAUUCCGAGCAUUUAAGUGGGCAAAGAGAAACUUACCAAAUAGUUCAUUGCAAUGCUUACAUCAGGUCAGUGUUGCAAAAGUUCUACUCUUCACCUGUCGGUGAUAAUCAGCAAAAAAUCAUAAAAUAUACAACUACAUGAAAAUGCCACUUUUAUGGAGUUAAAUAUGACCAUCCUUUUCCCUAUACUCGACUCGCAACCUCAACUGUAUCCAGGUAACGCGACAACUUUGAAAUAUUACAACAUCCCAAUUAAUAUCUAUUAUUUUUGCCUGUCGGAAUGGUGUCAGAAAAUCAAGCUCCCAGAAGUGCCAUCUUAUAUCUUCGUGAAUAUUUCUUAACUAUACAUUUCCUGCUCAAAUCUCCCAUGUAUGAAACAGAACGUUGUCACUGCAGCCAAACGGCAAUGUGAUUACAUAUCUUCGCAUGACAAAAAGAAAAAAUCAUCACUAGGUUUUCGUUGAAAUUUAUCAGGUUUUUCCUGCGGCUUUACACUGCAAGCUACUAUAGCAAAAAUGCAAGUUGAGCACACUUUUCUAUGCAUCGAUUUCGGUGCAAAUGUUAAAAAAAUCUGCUGAGCGACCGCAAUUUGUAGAAAUUAAUAUGACUGACGCACUGUCGACGGCUCUGUUUUUGAGGUUUAUAGUCAAACGCCGACGCCUAUGCGAAGAAGUUAAGCACCGUCUAUUAGGUCAUGAAUUUCAGAGGACGAGCGGUUGUCUUUCGGUUUUGCUCUUGUCUUAUGCAGCUUUAAAUCAUAUUGGAAAUUAAUUGCAUUAGGAAGAGAAAUAUCAUAAGCCGAAGCCCGACAAAUUGAGACAUUUGGACACUGUUGGGAAUCCCAAGUCAAUGUUUAGGUAAAUUUAAUUAGCUGUAUCUUGCACAGAUGGCCUUCUAUCUGGUACACACUUGACGUUGUGUGCGAUAUGUCAACUACGGUACUGAUUACCUUACGUUUCGGAGACCAUAAUCCGGUCGCAAUUGUUGCCACGUUUAACGCGUUAUAUCGACUAGGGCUCUGAGUGACUGGUUAAACCUACAGGCUUCAUUUUUUCAUGUUUCGUUUUCUGGACCACUAAUCGCAUAAUUUGGGCCUUGUAAGCAACUUCUAUUACUGGCCGGAGCCUCAAUGUAUGAUCACUGAACCUCUGUCUGACCUUCGUGUGAGCACGUCGUCAGGACAUGUCUGUCAGGUUUUUCUUAAAUUGGAUAUUCAGAUCUCGCCUUGCUCUUUUUGUAUGCAAUGGCAACGGACUUUACAAACCUGAUUAAAGUUUAUUGACUCACUCAUGGAGUUCGCACUUAAAUAUCUUGGCUUAUUUUUUCGUUAAGACAAUGGGGUUUCAUGGUUUCUAGUGUUCGUCGUUCCAAUUUGGAAUUGUUAUCGGCUUCCUCAAAGACUAGUGUUAGGUUAUUUUCCAGUAUAAGCGCCUCAAUUAACCAUAUUUUGGAAUUUAUACUUUUAAAAGCAUGCAUUGCGUGUAUACGGUUAGCAAUAACAAUCUCUGAUUUUCAUAAAGUACAGAGUGUACUGUUUUCGUAAAUAAACAUUAUGCCCAUAAAGUAUGCAUAAAUGAGGUGCUUACAUAAGAAGCAGUAGUCAAAUACACUUAUGAAGACGUGUAAUGUAGUGCCACAGAGCACUGGAUAGCAAAUUUUCGAUCGAACUUAGUUUGACACGGCCCACAAUUUCAUUGCGCAAUCGUGAAUCCAGUAGUUCGGACGGUAUCAGCAGUCCACAUUAAUCGAUAAAUGCAAAAACACAGUGGGUUCUAGGACCUGUUUGACAAGCGGAAGACGAAUUUUCUUUUGAACGCAAAACGUGUGGUAUUGGAUAUGAGUUAUUCAUAGAUGAAAGGGUGCACUCAAUGUCAUGGCUUAAAAUGCUGAAUUGCCGAAAUGACUAAGUCAUAUCCGGAGGACGGAGAGUUGGGCUGCUGUGGCUCCUUUUUAAAGUGGUCAAUACAGAACUCUCACCCUGCUAGAAUUUGAGCCGCCACUCUGACAAAGAAGUAUUGAAGAGGACGAGAAUCCUCAGCAUCUACGCCAUACUGAGAUUGCUUCAACCCUGUAGGUCAUCGUCUUAACAAAUGCAGCAUCCGGAACAUACCAGCUGCUGUCCUCUUACCCAUCUAUGCUUCAUCAUUCAAGCCAACAAAUAACACUGACCGAAAACCCGAACUUCAUUAUCAUAUUUCUCCUCCACUCCCUCAGCAUUCGCUACGUCAACUCCAGUAUGCACGAACACUACGUACUAUCCUGAUACACAAACAAACGCCAAUCCUUCACCAACAACGGAAUUAUCUGGCGCUGUGGCCUGGAAGGGUGCUGAUUGGCCUCCUAAACCUGUCCAGGCAUUCUGCCCAUCUGUGUAUUGAAGAAGGAGACAAAAUCGCCGCUUCUAUUUCCAUUUGUGUAUGUUCAGCAAUGUUCUAGAGCAACCACCACCAAGCACAUAAUCACCGCCACACAACGCCAACGCCUAAUUGUCUACAACGUUUUUCCGAUGUCAAUUGACAUUCCGGGUACCCAAUGGACUUCUUAGACAGGACUGGAGCAACUCCAACACUCCGACCGCACCAAUUGUCCUCUCUUCGUCCACCUCUCCCUCGCCUCCCACACCGUCAAAGAACGUUGGCCACUCUUCGUAACCACAUAUACUCCUCCUCCUCCUUCUCCUCCACGACCCCCAAGGCUGCCGCUGUGGUUUCUGCCAUGCCAAUUAACACUACACACAAUCCUGACACGCCAACAAGCAUCAAUGCCGUCACCGUCAUCACUAAUGACGAGCGCCGGUCUAUACCUGUCCUUAAUGCGAUCGCACCUUCACUUCACACAUCGGCCUGGUCGGUCACUAACGAAUCUGUCAUACAGAAAGUGGUGAACCAGCACCCGAAGCACAGACUUUCACACGCCGCACCGACCUCCACUGUCCACAAUGCCCUCUCGUGUUCAUGCCCUGCAUGAACCUAUUCGACCACAUGCGUAAUACCUCCGAUAGCAUACCCACCACGCCUAGCCUCGCCAACACCCCGUCGCACAACGUGCCCGCCACCGCCAACUUCAACGUCACCAUCACCGAUGCUGAUACUGAUACCACAAACUUCUCGUGUCCGCGCUGUCCGCGUACAUUAAACUCACGCAUAGACCUGAUCGGUCAUUGA